Oncorhynchus tshawytscha (Chinook salmon) is the source of this 856-nucleotide messenger RNA. Its product is annotated as aquaporin-4. Gene Ontology annotation, cellular component: plasma membrane. The transcript has 5 exons. Lineage: Eukaryota; Metazoa; Chordata; Actinopteri; Salmoniformes; Salmonidae. The record is from RefSeq and is a predicted model, not a curated record. Gene Ontology annotation, biological process: transmembrane transport. The coding region runs from base 185 to 856 and encodes 223 amino acids. Gene Ontology annotation, molecular function: water channel activity.
GAGUCCUCUUGUGUUGUGGUUGGGCCACUCAGACGCUCCUCCAGGGAAAGGCCAGUCACACAGACGAAACACACGAACAGAAGGCGAGACAGACAGACAGAGAAGAGUAUCCUGCAGAUCGACAGGACAGAAGCACAGAAACGGACGGAGAGAAAAACAAGACAGAUAACUCAAGCUGAUAAACAUGACACUGCGUGAGGAGUUGCGUAGUCGUGAGUUCUGGCGUGCCAUGCUGGCCGAGCUGCUGGGUUCCCUGGUGUUUGUGAGUGCUGUUCUGGGGGCCUCUGUGCCGGGCCCUGGAGAGGCCUCCACGGGGCCCCUCUACCCAGCCCUGGCUGCAGGCAUGGUGGCUGUUGCCCUGGGACACUGUUUUGGAGAGAUCAGCGGAGCACAGGUGAACCCAGCAGUUACCCUGUCUCUGUUGGCCACGCGGAAGCUGGACCUGGUGAGGGCCCUGGUGUACGUGGGAGCCCAGUGUCUGGGGGCCUCCCUGGGGGCCGGGGCUCUCUACUUCGCCCUGCCCCUCAAAACCACCGCAGACUGCUUCGUCAGCAGGGUUCCUCUCGAGGUGAACGCGGCCCAGGCUCUAGGGAUGGAGCUUCUGUCAACGUUCCAGCUGGUCUUCACUGUGUUCUCCGUGGAGGACCACCGUCGGAGGGAGUACACAGAACCAGGGAACCUGGCCAUCGGCUUCUCUCUCAGCGCAGGCGUGCUCAUCGGGGGUCGGUUCUCUGGAGGCAGUAUGAACCCGGCACGUUCCCUGGGUCCAGCCAUCAUCACUGGCUUCUGGGAAAACCACUGGGUAAAACACCUUGAACUGCAUACCGAACAAAUUCUCUCUUGCUCUCUCUAUUAA